AUGCAGAGAGCAUUAUCUCUGAUCACUAAGAGUCAAAGAGACUUCAGUCAUGGACCUUACAACCCACUUCAUUACAAGGCUCAUUUAGUCCCAGAACAAUUGCCUUCAACUGAUGACAUCUAUGCCAAUAUUAAGACUUUCCACUCAACCCCUCCUCCUCCCAUCUACAAUAUGAGACAUAUCCAUCCAGUUAGAUAGUCCGGACCUAUUCCACCAUAUGACGGACCCUGGACAAUGGAAGACAUCAAAAAGUUAUAUGGAGAAAUGAGAGCUCCUUGGGAUCACACUGCUCAAAGUACAGAUAUUGAGGAGUUGAUGAGAAGAGUUCCAGGACUUACAAGAAGAGAAGCACUCAGAAUUCAAUAAUUAGGUCUUACUCCAACUGAAGAAGUUGAUUAUGCUUACCUAGUUGUCAAUCUCGGUAUUGAUGUCUUCUAUGAAGCCAAUCAAGCUUAUGUUUGCAGAUAAGUAGUCACCAAUUCAAAAGGAGAGAAGGUUGAAGUACUCUGGCCAUCUGCCACUUACGAUGAAAUGACCAUGAUGGUUUAUGGAAAUGCUCCCAUUUGGGAAAUGCAUGAAAAUCCUUGGGAUCCAAUUCCAGGUGAGCUUCCAAUUAGAGUUCACCCAGAUUACGAUUUGGGAGUUCCAUACACCUGGUUCGAGUACGAGAUGGAUUCCAGAAUCCAUUACUUGAUGACUGAAGAUCAAAUGUACAUUCCAGAAGAUGCAAGACCAUUCCCCUCUGUUAAAAAUCCACACGCUCACAGUCACAUGUGGAAGUCACAAGAAAACUUAAUAGAAGAAGAUGAGAUGCGUGAUCCCAACUGGUAUCCAAAGGACACCUACUACAACAUUUACAAUAGACCAGACUUCCAAAGAGACGAAAACUCUAAAGCUCUCAAGGAGCAUAGCAAUAUUUGGUGA
Stylonychia lemnae is the source of this 924-nucleotide messenger RNA. NCBI's taxonomy places the organism in Eukaryota, Ciliophora, Spirotrichea, Sporadotrichida, Oxytrichidae. The record is from the annotation of a GenBank genome assembly.